AUGAAGAAUACGUAUAAUAAAGAAAUUGUCGGUUUGAAGAAAGACAUUAGUCUUUUGGAAGGGAUAGUUCAAAGCAUUCUCUUUAGAAUAAACCGUACAACAGGCCCAGUGCUGAGUCCAACCAAUGAGUCUAAUCCUAUUAGUGUACAAUCACAGGUAACCGUAAGUUCUACCACGAGUAAUGACCCUAAUAAGGCUAGCUCUGACCCAGAUAUGAGUAAAGCAACAAACUUGAGUAUUAAGACAGUACAAUCAGCUGAUCAACCGCAAAAAACAUUUGUUGAUAAACAAACAACACGUGCUCCUUCCAAUGAAAGUCAAACGUUCUAUCCAGAAUAUCUUAAAGAUCAUGAUACGGACUUCCCACAGCUUCCUCAGAGGACUGGCGCUUUAAGAACGCGUAGUCGGUCGGAAUCUGCCGUGCCUUCUUCCUAUAUCGAGUCUCAGGACAAUCAAAUUCCUCGAGCAGACACGAGCACGCAAAACUGGAACGAGAUUGUGGCGAAAAAGAAAUCUCCUGUUAAAAUGGUACCGUUUAAGCCACUUAACGCACCCAGCAAAAACAGGGAUAACGCACAAACGACGCGCACAAAACGCGGGCUUCGUGGUAUUGCUUUCGAAAGGUCAAAAACUUUAUAUUUAGAGAACAUAUGCCAAGAAGAGUCCGAAUCCGACGAUGACACUAUAAAGAUAGUUAAAGAACAUGCGAAUAGUAAGGAUAUUAAAAUCUUACAAGUAUACGUAGUUCACAAUAGAGUCAACAGUUAUCGCGUGGGAUGCAAGAUUAUUGUGCCCCUCUCUACAGCCUCCAAAGCUAUGGAAAGUGACAUGUGGCCAACACCCAUCGCAUGUCGGGAAUGGAGGACUCGUCCUUAUACUGAUCGACGAUCUGAUCAGCUACCCCCUCGUCUGAGGUACUCUAAUAGGCGCCAGGAAAAUGAGGAUCGACGACAGGCUCGCCCCCCUUACCUCGAUCGCGAUGACGAUGAUGAUGGACACCCGCGUUCCUAUCAAAGUCGCAACUCAAAGGUUUAUGAAUAUGAUCAUUCUAAGGAUCCUAGAUCGAGAAGCGUUGAUGACAAUGGACAUAACAGAAUCGAUUGGUACGAUAGGGUUGAUUACGGCAAGUGAACGGUGCUCUACUCAUUUAAGCACGGUAUUAAGGUUAAAAUGCAUAUUCUCAAUAACUGCCGCACAACUAUUAUAUUUUUGUUACUAAUUGCAAUGAGUG
Messenger RNA from Owenia fusiformis, 1231 nucleotides. The record is from the annotation of a GenBank genome assembly. NCBI's taxonomy places the organism in Eukaryota, Metazoa, Annelida, Polychaeta, Sabellida, Oweniidae.